AUGACUACCGCCUCUCCGUCUACCAUCGUUGAUGACAAACCGGCCGUCGCGCAUGUCGAACAUCGGGUGCCUGACACAAAUGCAGCGCCCGUUGAUGGCAAGGUCCCUAAUGCUGGGCCGACAGUAUCGCCAAGUAGACAAAUAGGCCUGUUGGAGUCCCUUCGCACCUACAAAUUCGCUUCGAUUAUCUGCAUUCUUGCUGCGGUUGGGGCGCUCUCAGAUGGAUACCAGGUCCAGAUGUCUGGGAGUAUUGUCGCCCUGCCCGGGUUUAUCCGCACAUUCGGAGACCUUCAACCUGAUGGGGAGUACAAAAUUGAUCCUCAGCAUAUCUCUCUCUGGGGCUCUCUCAAGAAUGUUUUUGCUAUGCUGGGUGCGGGAAUCGGGUCCUACCCAACAGACAAAUUUGGUCGUCGGUGGAUGAUAUUUGCUGUCCAAAUCAUCAUGACCGGGGCUUGUGUCCUGGAGCAACUAGCCACACACUGGACGCACUGGCUUGGUGCUCGGUUCCUUGACGGCUUCUCUAUUGGCCUUGCGCAAUGUUGCAUCAACGUGUAUAUCUCGGAAAUGGCACCGACCCCUUGCCGUGGUGCUUUAAUGAGCCUUGUUCAGUUAUUUUACUCCAUAGGCUCAUUCUUAUCAGCCAUAUCACUGAACAUCGUUUCUCAAGACGAACCUUCAAACUGGCGCCACGCUGUUCUGUCCCAAUUUGCACUGUGUGCAGCUGCCCUUAUUGCAUGGCUCUUCCUUCCAGAGUCGAUCCGUUGGCUCUGUGUUACUGGCCGCGAAAGUCAAGCAAAAAAGGUCAUGGAAAAGGUAUACCGUGGCGUCGAGGGCUACAAUAUCGACGAAGAAUACAAUAAGAUCAUGCUCGAGAUUGAGAAAUCACGUCAGACUGCAGCAAUUCGGGAUGCAGGGUCAUACAUAGAUGUAUUCCGGGGAUCUAACUUGCGUCGAUUGAUCAUCUCGUUCCUACCAUGGCACUGGCAAGUCGCCAUUGGCGUCCCCAUAAUUUCCACCUACUCGAGCUACUUCUUCGACAUGGCCGGCCUGGCCAAUCCGUUCAACGGAACCGUCGCAACCAAUGUUGUUACGAUUGUUAUGCUUUUCGUCGCCAUUCCUCUUGUCGAACGCCUCGGUCGACGUACGCUGCUCCUUUGGUUUGCCCCAAUCUGCAUCUUCUCUCUUCUUAUCAUCGGCGGCGUCCUCAGAGCAGAAGGGCCAGCUGUUGGUCCUGUAUUAGUUACAUUUGCGUGCGUCUGGAGCGUCGGCUACAAUCUCUCCUGUGGUCCGAUGGGAUAUAUCUAUGUCGCUGAGACAGGCACGACAAGACUUCGUGCCAAAACAACGGGGGUCGCUAUCAUCUUCAUUCAGGGGAUGGCGACAGUAUACGUCUACAUCGCUCCCCUCAUGCUCAAUAGCCCAGCCCUCGGUAUGAGCAACACUGUCUUCUUCUGGGUUGGAACAGGUACUCUUGUUUAUAUCUUGGUUUGGUUUCUAGUUCCUGAAACGAAAGGUCGUUCUUUCGAGGAACUUGACGAACUCUUUGCUCGUGGUAUCCCUGCGUGGAAAUUUGCCCAGACCAGGACGUCGGUUCAGGAUGAUGCUCCCUCUCAACUUCAGGGGCCAAGGGCCAUAGAGGCAUAG
Messenger RNA from Aspergillus puulaauensis, 1644 nucleotides. RefSeq lists its product as uncharacterized. The transcript has 8 exons. Bases 1 to 1644 code for a protein of 547 amino acids. Lineage: Eukaryota; Fungi; Ascomycota; Eurotiomycetes; Eurotiales; Aspergillaceae. Gene Ontology annotation, molecular function: carbohydrate:proton symporter activity. Gene Ontology annotation, cellular component: membrane. The record is from RefSeq and is a predicted model, not a curated record. Gene Ontology annotation, biological process: carbohydrate transport; transmembrane transport.